CACACGGCUUCAAUUUCCUCGAGAUCAUCAACAUUAACGGACGAUAUCUUAAGCCAUCCAACCUAUUAGAGAAUACCAUUUAAUAAAAGAUAUUAAUUCACAGUGUGAAUUUCAUCUCGUAAAUAAUAUAAUAAUCAGUUAUAUGUUUGAAAGCGACUUGAUUGACAUGGCUAUUUUGAAAUUGUUAAUAAAUCUUGGCCUAAUAUUUAUUGCUAAAGCGAUUUUUCCUAUUGACAAAGCUUCAAACAAUGAUAUGGUUUCUGUUGACAAGGAUUCAAACAAUAAUUCGGCGAUUAAUUAUCGUUUACCAGACAAUGUAGUUCCGAUACAUUACAAUAUUAAGCUAAUGCCAUAUAUUGAGGAAAAUAAUUUUGUCUUUAUAGGAGAAUCCAAUAUUAAUAUCACAAUUCGUCACGUAACGCAAAACUUGAGUUUGCACACAUUGAAAUUGAUAAUAAACGAAGCAGUAAUAUCAUUGUUCGAUAACAAUGGUACUGUUUAUACAUUGGCAACACAUAAUUAUGACAAUAUAACACAAAUCUUAGUUCUUAAUUUUAAUGAUAAACUAUUACCUGGAAAUUAUACUUUGAAAAUGCGAUAUGUUGGUAUUCUACAUAAGGAUUUGAAAGGCUUUUUCAUCUCAUCUUAUAUCAAUGAGAAAGGAAAUAAUGUGUGGUUAGCUGCAACGUAUUUCGAACCGACUUAUGCGCGACGAGCGUUCCCAUGUUGGGACGAGCCGGCAUUAAAAGCUACUUUCGAUAUCUCCAUAAAACAUCAUCGAAAUUACACGGCUCUAUCAAAUAUGCCAAUACGAGAACAAUCGGAAGAUUAUGACGAAGACGGCAUGAUAUGGACGCACUUUGAUACGACUCCCAUCAUGUCUACCUAUCUCGUAGCGUUUGUAUUAGUGGCCGAUUAUGUUCGCGUUCCUACUAAGGAUGAAACCAUUAAUAUAUGGUGCAGAUCGAAAUUAGUGCCGGAUACCAAAUUUGCACAAGAAGUUGUUCAAAAAUCUAAAAGGCUAUUGACAGAAUAUACCAACAGCACCUAUAAGGUUCCAAAAAUGGAUCUCGUAGCACUUCCGGAAUAUAAAUCUAGUGCUAUGGAAAAUUGGGGGCUUAAUAUUUUUGCUGAAAGAUAUCUUGCAUACAACGAAAGUUUCGAUACAAUAUCUAUGAAAUUAUAUGUAGCGGUAGCAAUAAUACAUGAAAUAGCGCAUCAAUGGUUUGGUAAUAUAGUCACUCCAUUAUGGUGGUCUGAUGUAUGGUUAAAAGAGGGAUUUGCGUCAUUCUUCCAAGUAUAUAUUUUCAAUCAAAUUUUUGAAGAUUGGCGAAUAAUGGAAUUCUUCGUUAUUGAUAUUGAGCGAAAAAUUCUUUAUUCGGAUAUUGGUAUGUUUAUGAACCCAAUUACAUUAGAAGUCAAUAGACCCAUAGAAAUUGAAUCACUCUUUUCUUAUCCUAUUUACGGCAAGGCACCUGCUAUACUGCGCAUGUUACAACAUAUAAUUACCGAUGAGAUAUUUCAAAGUGGUCUUAUUAAAUAUUUACACACGCACCAGUUCAAUUCGACUACUUCCGAUGACUUAUGGAACGCUUUACAAGCAGUCCUAGAUAAAUCAGAUGUUCCGCAUAAUGCUUAUAGAUUGAAAGAGGUAAUGGAUACUUGGAUAAAACAAUCGGAUUUUCCUGUAGUACAUGUGACUCGAAACAGUGACAACAAUAAGCAAAUGGGAUAUUAUCGUGUCAAUUACGAUUCUUCAAAUUGGCAAAAAAUUGUGAAUUAUCUCAAAUCUGACAAUUAUACAAAAAUUCAUGCACUCAAUCGUGCUCAAAUAAUCGAUGAUGCCUAUAUUUUUUUGAUGAUGAGCCGUAAUGACAUCACAAUGUUUUUGAAUCUUAUUGACUAUCUAUCGCAGGAAACAGAUGUUAUACCAUGGCUUUCUAUGUUUAAAAUAUUAGGAAAUACACAAGAUAUAUACAAAGUUCCAGAAAAUGAUUUUCUCAAAUUAUAUAUACUUAAAAUUUUGGAUGGACUUAUUAAGAACAUAGGAUACGAAGAAGAUCCUGCCGAGGAUAAUCUUAAGAAACUUCAAAGAACCGAAGCUUUAAAAUGGGCAUGUACUUUGGGUCAUUCCGAAUGCAAAAGAAUGGCUACUGUUAAACUGAAUGAACAUUUCGCAGAUCCUAAAACAUACAAAGUCCCGCCAAAUUUAAAAGAAUGGGUGUAUUGUAAUGGCUUGAUGGAAGCAAAUGUUUUUACUUGGAAUAAGUUAUUCGAUAUAUAUAUAAAUGAAACGGAUGAAGAGGCUUUGAUGUACUUGGUAUGCUCUGAAAAUCCUGACAUUAUAAUUAAUUUGCUAAAAAUAUCUAUAUCGAACAAUUCAAUAAUACAAAUUGAAGAUUACUAUGUGAUUUAUUCUUUUAUUAUCGAGAAACAUGCUAAGAAUAAUGUAGUAAUCGAUUAUAUAUUAACAAAUUUGGAAAAAAUAAUCUCAAGAAAUGUAAAUAAUGCAUACCAUGUAAAUAAUAUAUAUUAUUUAAGUAGUGCAUUAAAUUAUAUAAUUGACAAUGUGUAUUCUAAAGGAAAACUUGACCAGCUUUGA
Camponotus floridanus (Florida carpenter ant) is the source of this 2602-nucleotide messenger RNA. RefSeq names its product aminopeptidase N-like. Lineage: Eukaryota; Metazoa; Arthropoda; Insecta; Hymenoptera; Formicidae. Gene Ontology annotation, biological process: peptide catabolic process; proteolysis. The coding region runs from base 143 to 2602 and encodes 819 amino acids. The transcript is spliced from 13 exons. The record is from RefSeq and is a predicted model, not a curated record. Gene Ontology annotation, molecular function: peptide binding; zinc ion binding; metalloaminopeptidase activity. Gene Ontology annotation, cellular component: cytoplasm.